Messenger RNA from Patiria miniata (bat star), 4677 nucleotides. RefSeq names its product BRCA2-interacting transcriptional repressor EMSY-like. Gene Ontology annotation, molecular function: protein binding. Lineage: Eukaryota; Metazoa; Echinodermata; Asteroidea; Valvatida; Asterinidae. Gene Ontology annotation, cellular component: nucleoplasm. The transcript is spliced from 23 exons. The record is from RefSeq and is a predicted model, not a curated record. Gene Ontology annotation, biological process: regulation of DNA-templated transcription. Bases 216 to 4211 code for a protein of 1331 amino acids.
GUUCACCCCGUGGUGGCGCUCUUUCCUGUCCACUCGCUUUUUGUGUGGUGGGUGAAUGGUUGGGCCAGCGCGGCGCCACCCGCCUAAAAAUCCUGUUUUGUUAUCAUUAUUCGUUGUUCAGAACAGCGGUAAACUGAUAUAAUAUAAGGGUUCUAUUAGGCUAAGUAAACAUCUGUGCUUCGGAACGGGGCCACGAGUUGCUGUUACCCGUCAAAAUGUGGCCCAAACUACUGGAUAUGAACAAGGAUGAAUGUAAGCGGUUGCUGAGACGUACAGAGCUGGAGGCGUAUGCAGGCAUGAUCAGUGCGUUCCGUGCUCAGGGAGAUCUGACAAAGGACAAGAAACACAUUCUGAACGAGUUGGCAACAACUCUCAGUAUUUCCACAGAGCGUCAUCGUGCCGAGGUGAGGCGAGCAGUGAAUGAUGAGAAACUGUCCACAGUCGCUGAAAGGUUGAGUGGACCCAACCACUCUGCAGAGUGGGCCAUUGAGGGACGCCGUUUGAUUCCUCUCAUGCCAAGACUCGUACCUCAGACGGUCUUUUCCUUGACAGCCAAUCAGGCCGCCAACGCAGCCUUCAGUCACAAUCUUACCCUGCCUCUGCCUUCAGAAACAGCUAAAAAAGAAGCAACUAGUGAAAACAGCGUGAAGCUCCCAAGUCCCUCAUCGAAUGCGGUGGUUUUACCGAGCGGUCUCUCCAUCCCAAUCAAAGGUGGACCUGAUGUUGAUGUGGAGGUCAUACCGGCUAAGAAGCCUCGCCGUGAUUCAAGUCAUUCUCAGACCAAAGAUGUGAUGUCCUCUUCGAUCUCUCCUCAUACCCUGCAAACGUCUUCAUCCCCAUCUUCAAGCAUGCUGGCUAUGUCUACCACCAAAUCCGCCAGCGGGAACGUCAUCACAACUAAUAGAUCGUUGAGUUUACCGGCCGGUAAGCACCCGACGGGUUACAAUAUCGCAGCUAGUAAGCAGCAAGGAAGCAGGUCAAUCGUUGGCCGAACAAGUCCUCUCGGGCCAACGUCUUCAACUUCUGCAAACAAGUCGGGCUUCAACCCCGCGCAAUCACCUCUCAAAUUUACGUACACCAAGACAUCGACGAUAGCUGGGAAUUCAACGCCUUCUUCUUCGGCCCAAAAGGUAAUUCUGGUCUCCAGCAGCUCGACGUCAUACACGCCGUCCAUCUUACAACGCUCUCACAGCGUGCCAUCUGCCAAGUCUGCCGUAGUCAAAGGUGGCACCAAGCAGUCUGUUAUAUUGACCAGCGUGAGCGGUCAGUCAGCCUUGUCCAGGCAAUCAGAGGUUGUGCAUACAGGGGGCAGACAAACAGGUGUUUCAGCAGGUGCCAGACAGCAGACUACCAUGCCCAGUGCAUCAGGCAGUAAUAGACACAAAACGUCACUGUCGGGCCGACAGAGUGAGGCCAGUGGAGGGCAGAUGACUCCAUUGGAUAUGAUGCCCGGGACUAUAGGUGGCAUGAGCGGUGUCAGAAAACAAACCGGGAAUGCGGCAUCAGUGUCGGCUAUGAACAGCACAAUCAUUACAGCACGCACUACAGCAUCUAUCGUAAGUGCUCAGAUGACAUCGUACAUUGCCCCAAAUAUGGCCGGGAAGCCCAGAGGGAGGGCGGUCAGCAAACAGAAGCUCCUGAAACAUGUGACCUCAACAAGUGGCAUCACCACCCCCACUGGAGAAGCAACACCGAGCAAGAAUUACCCAAUGCCGAUGAAGUCCGGCCCAGGGAUGAAAAUUGCAACUCAGUCGAUGGCUGUCGGCGGCAAACAACGAUCAUCCAAUCAGUCUCCUCCAUUAGAAACACCAUACAAAGCGUCCAUGGCAACAGCUACUAUGGCAACUGGAAAGCCUGUGACCACCUCGACAGGUCAUAAGGUCAUAAUCAGCACAACGUCUGCGGGCAUUUCACCUCAUCACGUUGCUAUGACGACACCUCUGAUACGAACGAAGCCAAGUGGUACAGUGAGCAGCAUGAGUACAGUCGGCUCCAAACUGGUACCCGGCAGUGCGAUGAACGUCAUGAAUCCAAAGAUGGUACAAACUAUCAAAGCAACGACAACUGCAAAUGUCAGUCCAUCUUUGACGAGUAUGACGCAGAUAAUCAGCAGUAAGCCCAGCGUAAUUAUGCAUAAAUCCUACUCCCACGGAUCCCAAGCAGUUGCCUCAGACCCCUCCAAGAGCCCUCAGGCACACAUGACGAGUCCACUCCUACAUCGGCCGAGAAUCUCCAUGGUGCCUUCAGCUGCUACUACCACCACGGCUCCAAGCUUCAUGUCGACCGGCAUUCGUUUUCCCUCGCCGCAAAGUACCAGCAGUAUCGCUAUGACCACCGUCAAAUCUGCCGGCUCGAGACGGAUGAGAAGUCCAAUCACCAUGGUAACGCCCGGAGCUCCAUCUAGUCAGAAACGUCCUGGUGGAUCUGGGUCUCCAAGCACACCACAGAGCAGUGGGAAUACAGGGACAAAGGAAGAUGUACAAAUUGGCAAACAAAACAGAGAUUAUCCAGGAAGUUUGACCCGAGGACUUCUUAGUGGUUACUCACAUCCCAAUAGUGAAUGGAUUGAUUAUGAUGGAACUCCGCCCAAUUCCUCUGCUUCGUCUGCAAUCAAGGCGCUACUGGAGUUCAGAUCACAUCCAGAUGCACGGAAACAUUCCCAGACGAUAGAUCUCAGUCAUAUCGGAUCCAAGUCAACGACCAAGUCCACCUCGUUUCCUGCCAUGCCAUCGACUCAGUUUACAACGGCUCCGUCAAGAUUACCCCAUCAUCCGUUACUGACGACGAGAGUAUCCCAUCAUGCAACAGAUAUGACGACGGUCGGAUCUCCGGUCGAAGGCGUUAGUCGGUCGUCCCCGGCUCUUUUGUCUAAUAUGCAGAGCCGACUGAAGAAGGCAUUGAUGUCUGAUAGACCAGCCAAGCCAGCUUCCCCUGCAUCCUGCCUUCCGUCGUCGACCGCCGAAGUUGAGAAAGCUCUCCAAGGACAGAACCAAACCCUUUGUCAAGCCAAACAAGACUUGUCUCUGGUGCAAGCAGUGCCUACGAGCAGUUCACAAGAUGGAGGAACACGUUCUCCCAGUGCAGUGCCAGCUGCUAGCCCUCCCAACAAGGGACAAUUACAGAAGGGCAACGAAUCGCAACAAGUCACCGUUGAGGAUCAAGGCGUCGUCUCGGAACGAGUUAACGUUUCGUCGGAGGAUGUGUCAUCAUUUGUGGAUCAGUUUGAACAAUUCUUAGAAAGCGAGGGCUUACAGGGUCAGGGGCAGAGUCAAGGUGACCCGUCGUCUCAAUCCCAAGUGACUGGACAGUCUGCCGAUUCCUUUCAAUCGCUUACUGGAGUGUCCGCAGGUAAAUCGCUGUUGACACCUGCCCAAUCGACACCUGUUAGUAAAUGGUCUGAUGGAGCAUCCGGCUCGAGUGUUGCAGCCGACACAGCAUUAUCACCCUGGAGAAACAAACCGGAUUUUGAGAUGUCUGGUCAGAAAGGAGGCGCUAGCGUCGUCAUGGAAUCCAGCUCUGUUGACAUUUCACAGAUGAAGUUAGAAGAUUUCACCAGUCAGAGACUUCAAGACGAUGAAGAUGUUGAAGACGAUAAACAGAAUGAUACAACAAGCCCCGAGACCAGUCCGGUCAAGAUGAAAGGAAACAGUCCUAACGUUACCACGAGCGCUGGGUCCGGAUCUGAGGAGACACAGGGCGUUCGAAUUAGUAAUCGCAAGCGUAAGGCACCAGCACCCAUCGAUGAAGAGCCUGGCCCAACUAGUAUGUCUAGCUGGGCGAGGGCAGCAUUCAAUUUGUUGCAGAGGGUGAUGCGAUUCAGAGGAGCCAAUCGAUCAAAAGGAGAUUUGAAUGCAGCUUCUUGGUUUACCAGACCAGUGGCAGUAGCUGAAGCACCUGGUUACAGUCGAGUCAUCAAGAAUCCAAUGGACUUCGGAACAGUUAAAAGGAAACUAGAGAGUGGACAGUAUGAUGAUUUUGUGGGUUUCCAUAGCGACAUGACGUUGGUACACAACAACUGUGUACAGUACAACCCUCCUGGCCACGAGAUCAGGCGAGAUUGCGAAGAGGUGUUUCAGUUCUACACGGCAGAGUACAGCAAGUUGGUGGAACGCUGGGAGAAGCCGUCUCCUAAAAAGCUGAAAGUACCAGUAGAUGAUCAACACACUGACAAGAGCAAGUCCAGCGCCGCAAGAGCAAUUAUUCUCAAAUAGAUAUCUUCCUCAUAUCAAAUCUGGCUGUGUGGUUUUUAACUUGCCUGUGCAACAUCUUAAAUAAUCUGAACAUCUUGGAUGAGGAUAAUAAAAUUGUUUUCUUGCCCCCUCCCCUCCCCCUCAGUUUAAGCCCAACAUUUAAAACCUCUUUACAAAUAGAUUAUUUGUAAGAAUCAUAACAAGUUGAAGAUAGAAAGUGAAUCAUUGGUUCUGUGGACACAUUUUUGGCCAGUGAAAGCAUUAUAAACAUUGGUACUUUGGCAGACAAAACACGCCACACACGCAUUUAUACAGCCGUAGAUAGUGUGCAGCCAACGUCCUUGUACAUUUGUUAUACAUUUGUUAUACAUUUGUUAUACACCAUUCUGUAGUUUGAUAUAUUUCUCAUUCAUAAAAACGACUACACUUCUUAGUUGCUCUUGUGGCUUAUUUCCGGACCAUUGAAACCCCCCCCCCCCAAAAAAAA